Amphimedon queenslandica is the source of this 585-nucleotide messenger RNA. Its product is annotated as pro-cathepsin H-like. Lineage: Eukaryota; Metazoa; Porifera; Demospongiae; Haplosclerida; Niphatidae. Bases 1 to 585 code for a protein of 194 amino acids. The record is from RefSeq and is a predicted model, not a curated record. Gene Ontology annotation, biological process: proteolysis. Gene Ontology annotation, molecular function: cysteine-type peptidase activity. The transcript has a single exon.
AUGAAGCGCAAAGGUGUUUGCCCAGAGUCUAAUUGGCCUUACAUUACUCGUCACUUUCAUGAGGAACCAUCUGAUUCAUGCUAUGUUGCUGCUGAAGGUAACUGGGUGUGUGAAUAUGAAAGUCUUGACCAAGACAGGGAUCAGCUUAGAGCUUGCUUAAUUGAUGAGUGCCCAUUUGUUUUUGCCUUUAAAGUCUGUGACAGUUUUAUGGAUAUGGACAGGAGAAAUGAAUGUAUUAUGCAGAUGCCAAAUGAAGAAGAACAAGGUACUGGGUCUUGUGUUAAUCAUACUGUUGUUGCUGUUGGUUAUAAUGAUGGAUGUAGGUGUUUCAAGGUGCUCAAUAGCUGGGGUUCAGAUUGGGGAGAUAAGGGAUAUUUCUACAUGCCAUAUGAAUUUAUUGAGGAUCCUUCUCUCUGUUAUGACUUCUGGAAGAUUUCAUUUGCCUGUCAACGAGGGGCACCCCAUCCUGAUAAGAAUUCAAGUAGGAGGUCCAAUCAAGGAGCUAGUGGCUUUGUGUCCAUUAAUAUAAGGUGGGAUACACAGCGGCAGGCAGUUGACCUCUACACUGAUAACAAGAAUUAUUGA